Lotus japonicus is the source of this 2057-nucleotide messenger RNA. RefSeq lists its product as uncharacterized. Gene Ontology annotation, biological process: carbohydrate transport. The coding region runs from base 358 to 1713 and encodes 451 amino acids. Gene Ontology annotation, molecular function: symporter activity. Gene Ontology annotation, cellular component: membrane. The record is from RefSeq and is a predicted model, not a curated record. Lineage: Eukaryota; Viridiplantae; Streptophyta; Magnoliopsida; Fabales; Fabaceae. The transcript has 14 exons.
AGAAUGUUAUCUUUAUAUCUCCUUUGAAUGUGUGUCCAUAGAUUUCAUUUCCAUCAAUCUCGUGCUUUCUUUUUUUGGAUUAAUUUGUAGUCAACUAACUUUGGUGUGUUUGAUACAUGGAGUCAUGUCUUUGAUGGGGUUGGUUUGACUAGCUGCCUUCAAUUCUUGUUUUUCCAGGCAACCCUGUUCAAGCUGGGUAGGACCCUAUAGGCGGCAAAACUCUCCCUACCAUGUAUUUAACAUAGCUGCAUUGACAGUGACUUGAACCCAAGACCUCUGCUUAAGCUAGAACAACUCUGUGUCGGUUGAUCUACACACUUGCAGGAGGUUUGUAUUGAUCUCAUCCAAGGGCCUUUGAUGGGUAGUCUCGUUGAAGAUGAUGACUCAUUUACCAAGCCCCUAGGAAGAUGGCCUGUAUUUUAUUAUGGCAUGGGACACAUGCUCAAUGACAUAACUUCUGCUUGUUGGUUCACCUAUCUAUUACUGUUCCUGACAGAUAUUGGACUUUCACCAAGGAAUGCGGCUAUUGUGAUGCUUUCAGGUCAAGUGGCUGAUGGAUUUGCUACCAUAUUUGUUGGUGAACUGAUAGACCGGUUUGGACAUUUCAAGAUAUGGCAUGGUGCUGGAUCUUUAUUGGUGGCUAUUUCAUUUUCUUCUGUUUUCGGUGGUUGCCUACCGUGUAAAGUUUUCGCUUCCAAUUCAUCUACUUUCGAAAUUGUGAGUUACAGCGUGUUUGCAGCAAUCUUCAAUGUGGGCUGGGCUGCUACUCAGGUUUCUCACAUGUCAAUGGUGAGUUGCAUCACGCUGAACUCUUCAAGCAGAGUGGCGCUGGCUAGCUGUCGCAAUGCUUUUACCAUGGUUGCAAACCUGAGCCUGUAUGCUGUUGCAUUGAUUGUAUUCAGUGUCAUCAAUGGUACAACAUAUGCUGAUGUUGAGAAUCAGUACCGCUGGAUUGCAUAUGUCUCAAUUUUUAUUGGAUGCUGUUUUGUGGCCAUAUUUCUUUUUGUAACAAAAGAACCCAGAUUGGUGGUAAGCGUUCAUGGAAAACCUCAUGCUAGGAUUUCAUGGGUUUACUGGUUCAAGAGAGUUUUAUAUUACCAGGUUGCUCUUGUUUAUGUUCUCACAAGAUUAAUUCUCAACAUUUCACAGGCAUACCUGGCUUUCUUUGUCAUCAAUGACCUGCAAAUGGCUCAAUCAGCCAAAGCCUUGGUUCCUGCUCUCAUAUACAUCUUCAGCUUCAUCGUAUCUAUUGGAUUACAGGAGAUUGCAUGGACUGGCCGAUUGCUCAAGGCCUACUUUUCUGCUGGAUGCAUUCUUUGGAUUUUUUGUGGUGUCGUGAUCCUUCUUUUAACUAGACAUCUGAGUUAUGUCAUGUACGUAGCUUCAGUAUUUAUAGGCGUAGCAAAUGCUCUGAUGAUGGUGACCGGAAUAAGCAUGCAAAAUUUUCUCAUUGGGGAAAAUGUCAAUGGCUGUGCAUUUGUUAUCGGAUCAUUGAGCUUUUUGGACAAAAUGUCAUGCGGGCUUGCUUUAUAUGUUCUUCAGUCAUAUCAAAAUAUCUCUCCAGAUCUGCAAGGCAAUCAGUUCUCCUUUUCAAUUACAAGGAUUGGUUUGGGUCUCGUUCCUGCAUUGUGUGCACUAGUUGGGGUGGGUGUAACUUGCACCAUGGAUCUCCAUAGUCCUUCCACGUCUUUGACUGCACCACUACUAGUCUAGGUCAGUUGAUGAAGAAAAUCAUUGUUUUCUGACAUACAACUUUACUUGCCCAUCAGAAAAUUGGAAGCCUUCAAGUUGUCAUUGAAGUAUUCUCUAUUUUUUAGCUUGUGUAUAUUUAUUGAAUUGCCUUAGAUAUAACAAAGGUGACGCCAAAUGUAGCUUCCACACUGGAUUGGACUGUGUUACAUUCACAAAUUUGGAACUCUUUAUCCUAGGUGUUGUAACUAUCUCUUGAUUGGCUUCAAGAUGUAUUGAUAUUCAAUGACUUGUUGAAUAUUAGUUGAUUUUGAAUCCAAAUUGUUGAUAUUAUGUUUGAUUCACAUUUUCAGAUCCGUUUGGUUUUA